Molecule: messenger RNA, 832 nt
Organism: Suillus bovinus
Lineage: Eukaryota; Fungi; Basidiomycota; Agaricomycetes; Boletales; Suillaceae
Product: 60S ribosomal protein L13
Exons: 5
Coding region: 197-823 (208 amino acids)
Biological process (GO): translation
Cellular component (GO): ribosome; cytosolic large ribosomal subunit
Molecular function (GO): RNA binding; structural constituent of ribosome
Source: RefSeq, a predicted model, not a curated record
AAGUCCAAAUCUUGUGCUAGGUGGUAAGCUGCUCGCCGUCCUCAGCGUCAAGAAAGCCCGUCCUCAAGGUGAGUAUGCUCGUCCAUUGCAUAUUCUGCCAUAGUAGGCCUGCUUUUGCUGCACAUGAUCUAUCGGAGAAAUUGGUGCAGACAGGUGGAAAAGCUGGAUUCGACCAUAUGCUGUCAGAUACUAAGCCAUGGGUUUCGCGCACAACAACGUACUUCACUCCAACCAUUUCCGCAAAGACUGGCAGCGCCGGGUACGCACCUGGUUCGAUCAGCCCGGUCGCAAACUCCGCAGACGCAAUGCCCGCAAGGCCAAGGCUGCCGCACUUGGUGUCCGCCCACUCACUCUCCUCCGUCCCGCUGUUCGCGCCCAGACUGUCCGUUAUAACCGUAAGGUCCGGGAGGGCCGCGGGUUCACCCUUGCUGAGCUGAAGGAGGUUGGUAUCAACCGCAAAGAAGCACUUGGUGUCGGUAUUGUCGUUGACCACAGGAGGAGGAACUUGAGCGAGGAGGGGAAGAAACUGAAUGUCGAGCGGUUGAAGGCCUACAAGGCCAAGCUGAUCGUUUUCCCUCGGAAUGCUAAGAAGCCCAAGAAGGGCGACUCGACUGGUGACGAUCUCAAGGCUGAGACCACACGCACGCACCUUCCACUUCCUGCACCCUACGUUCACGAAGCACCUCGCAAAAUCACAGAAGAUGAACGGUCGUUCGAGGCUUUCAAGACCCUUCGCGUUGCACGAGCUGAUGCUCGGUAUGAUGGUGUACGCAAAAUCCGGGCAGCCAAGAAGGAGGAAGAGGAAGCAAACAAGAAAAAAUAGUUUCUCUUC